Molecule: messenger RNA, 270 nt
Organism: Aureobasidium melanogenum CBS 110374
Lineage: Eukaryota; Fungi; Ascomycota; Dothideomycetes; Dothideales; Saccotheciaceae
Exons: 2
Source: RefSeq, a predicted model, not a curated record
CUCACCAUGAUCUGGUGCACCGUCUUCGUCUUCACUUUAACACUACUCCUAAGAGUAGGUUUUGGCUCAAGGGGAAUAGUCUCAGGCUCCGUUGCUGCAAGCUUCCAGAGUACGAGAUAUGGAGCCUUUACUCCAAGGGGUGGAAUGUUCGCCCGCUUGACAGGCUUAGGCAUGGUCCGAUCUUCCAGAAUAGCCGUUGCGAUUGCGGCAGGUCUCUUCGCAUCAGUAGUCACUGUUCUGGUGUGGCUGGAAAGAUAUCGAGCAGUCUGA